AUGUCAAGUAAGGGAGAUGGAGCACCGGCAAUCGGAAUCGAUUUGGGUACAACAAACUCAUGUGUUGCUCUUUGGAAACACAACAGAAUCGAGAUCAUACCCAAUGACCAAGGCAACCGAACGACGCCAUCUUGUGUUGCUUUCACUAAUGCUGAACGGCUCGUUGGUGAUGGUGCAAAGAACCCAGCAAACACUGUAUUCGAUGUGAAGAGGCUGAUCGGAAGGAGGUUUAGUGACGUCCAGGGUAACGAGCGACAAUUUUCUACCGAGGAAAUUUCAUCAAUGGUUCUUAACAAGAUGAAAGAAAUUGCAGAGGCUUAUAUAGGUAAGACUGUUAAAAAUGCUGUCAUCACAGUCCCAGCUUAUUUCAAUGAUUCUCAACGUCAGGCAACCAAGGAUGCUGCUACUAUUGCUGGCCUAAACGUCCUUCGCAUGAUCAACGAGCCAACAUCAGCUGCAAUUGCUUAUGGUAUAGACAAUAUGUCGGGGCUUACUGGGAAGAGGAAUGUGGUCAUAUUUGAUCUCGGUGGUGGCACUUUUGAUGUCUCUGUUCUCACAAUUGAUGAAGUGGGUGCGUUUGAGGUUAAGGCUGUGGCUCGUGACACUCAUCUGGGAGGUGAUGAUUUUGAUAACCAAAUGGUGAGUUAUUGUGUUGAUGACUUUAAGAAGAAAUGGAACAUUGAUUUAACUGGACAAAAAAGAGAGCUAGGAAGGUUGAAAGCUGAAUGUGAAAAAGCAAAGAGAAUUCUUUCGUAUGCUACUCAAGCUUCAAUUGAUUCAGUGUUGUUGCAGAAUGGUAUCGACUUUUCAAUGGAAAUUAGUUGUGCCAAAUUUGAGGAGCUUAAUAUGGAGUUUUUUAUAAAGUGUAUUAAGCAAUUGAAGUUGUGUUUAGCUGAUGCGAAUAUGACCAAAGGAAGGAUAGAUGAGGUGAUUCUUGUUGGUGGUUCAACUAGAAUACCUAAGGUUCAGCGUUUGUUGCAGGAUUUUUUUGAUGGAAAGGAGCUAUGCAAGAAGAUCAAUCCUGAUGAAGCUGUUGCUUAUGGGGCGGCAGUUAUGGCUGCAAAGUUAUGUGGUGAAACUACCAAAAUGGUAAAGGAGUUGGUUCUAUUUGAUGUCACUCCCUUGUCGCUUGGUGUUGAGACAUUAGGUGAAAAAAAUGAGCAUUGUGAUCCCAAAGAGAAGUCCUAUACCUACAAAGAUGCAUAA
Lactuca virosa is the source of this 1206-nucleotide messenger RNA. Lineage: Eukaryota; Viridiplantae; Streptophyta; Magnoliopsida; Asterales; Asteraceae. The record is from the annotation of a GenBank genome assembly.